Lentinula edodes (shiitake mushroom) is the source of this 1476-nucleotide messenger RNA. RefSeq lists its product as uncharacterized. The record is from RefSeq and is a predicted model, not a curated record. The transcript has 7 exons. The coding region runs from base 1 to 1476 and encodes 491 amino acids. Gene Ontology annotation, molecular function: protein binding. NCBI's taxonomy places the organism in Eukaryota, Fungi, Basidiomycota, Agaricomycetes, Agaricales, Omphalotaceae.
AUGACCACCGCUUCUGAACCUGUGGCUAAUCUUCUAUCUAUUCCACCAGAAAUCAUACAUCACAUCCUCGUCUUUUGUCAACCUACGGACGUUGCGACCUUUGCCAAAGUCUGUCGUAUUAGCUUCGAUCUCGUAUACUCUGGGAAUGACCAAUUUCUCUGGCGAGAAUUGUUUCUUAACAAUUACGAUGAUCCUCGUAAAUCCAUCCAGACGCUUGUAGUUGAUGAAGUAUCAGCAGAACCAUUUAAAUGGAAAGAUGUACUGCAACGUAGAACGGAGGCAGAACUCAUAGCACGACGAGCACAGAAUGUAGAAUCUCAUGAACGACGGCGAGCACUGGAGACUUUCGUUACUGCAGCAUUGCAGGCUCUUCCCGCUAUCAAAAAUUCAGAAGAGAAAGAACAGCCUUCUUCCAAUCUACAAUGGCUUGAUCGUGUGCUGCGGGAAACGCACAUGCUCAGUCAACCCAUCCUGCAGACAGACUCGGAUUCGGAGACGAUCCAACUACGCUCGCGCCUGAGGGCCUACGUCUCGCUCACUCACGACCCGUCCGACGAGGAGGAGUCUACGAAAGUUGUCGCCGCUCGUCGUAUCGAAAGUCGAUGUUUCGUCUACGAUAUACGAAACUACAAACCCAUUACUCACUGGGGCCCUUUUCUGGCCAAUGGUUUCGUCAACUGGCAACAUAUCGAACAUCUGGGCAAUGUAGUUCUAACCAACCUCCGAGAACUUCCCGGCUCGUGGGCCACAACCGUACCAUCCUUGGGCCUUGAGAACACGCAAGCGUUCUCGGCCCCUGGACCGUGCUCGGAUAUCGAUUGGGCAGGAGUUGAAGGUGCGUCGUCUAUAGUCUCUUAUCUCGGAACCCCGCAACCGAUUGCUAUAUUUAGGAACCUGGCGGAGAUAUGUCUGUUUCAUGGACUAUCGGUAACGUCUUGUACAUUGUAUCGACUGAAGAUUCUGGACCUGACUGUUUGGAUGGAAUCCAGUGAUCUGUUCGCUUUCAAUUAUUCCAACGUCGCACAUGGACCUCGCAAUGCUGAAUUCUUCCGCGACUCUCGCUUUCGAGAAGCCACCCGUCUCAUCGAAAUCAAACUGUACCUCGUCUCCCGAAGCCAACUGCGCUUCUAUACUCCCUCUCCUGACUUAGAAGACCUCAAAACCCGCUACCCGACGCUCUUCUUCUGUGGCGUCUCUCGCGGCGUGAGUGGAAACGAAGCCAAAGUUGAGGGCAAUGUCUGUAUCGGCAUCGACGGGACGAUCAGAUGGACUUUUUAUGAUUUGAUACAGGGCGCUGUACAUGAUUUGAGCACACUCUGGUGCUCGAAAGGAGUACAACUUGGUGGUAUCGCCAGCGCAGCGGGUAUUGUCGGUAGUUGGGGCACUUCGGUGCAUGACCAAGGUGACCCAGUUGGCCCUUUUUGGUUGUGGAAAGUACCACCUGCCCAUUCGGGCGCUCUCAUGGAUUUUACAUAA